CUAACCAAUAACACACUUCAGUUUCAUUACUCUGAACAUUCACCAAGCAAAGUAUUCUCCAGGCGAGAGAUCGAUCAGACCAGGGAAGCUUAGCCAUGGUUGGACCAGGAAGGCCCCAAAUCGUCCUUUUCGGUUCUUCAAUCGUUCAGUACAGCUUCAUCAAUGGUGGCUGGGGAGCCACUCUCGCUGACGUCUACUCUCGCACGGCUGACAUCAUCCUUCGUGGUUACGGUGGUUGGAACUCCAGAUAUGCCUUAAAGGUCCUUGACCAAGUCUUCCCAAAGGAUGCUGUAGUACAACCUUCUUUGGUGAUAGUCUACUUCGGUGGGAAUGAUUCAAAGGCUCCUCAUCCAUCAGGCCAUGGACCUCAUGUUCCUCUAUCUGAAUUCGUUGAAAACAUGAGGAAGAUUGGGGAGCAUCUUUUGAGCCUUUCGGACAAGACCCGUGUCAUUUUUCUCUCUCCCCCACCAAUGAAUGAGACACAAAUCCAAUUAGUUUUUGGAAAUGCACUAAAAGGACGGAGUAACGAAGUUUGCCGUCCAUAUGCAGAAGCCUUGUUGAAUCUAUGCAAUGAGAUCAAUGUAAAAAGUGUUGAUCUUUGGAACGCAAUACAGCAACAAGAUGAUUGGUUGAACACCUGCUUCACAGAUGGGAUCCAUUUCACAGCCAAGGCAAGCGAGGUUGUCGUGAAGGAGGUAUUGAAGGUAGUGAAAGAAGCGGAUUGGAAACCGUGUCUUCACUGGAAGUCGCUACCAGUUGAGUUUCCCUUUGAUUUUGGUGUACCAAACUCCCUAAGCCUUAGUGAGAUAGAGUUAAUGAGAAACGACCAGUUGGAGCCAGCCCCUAGUGCGACUCUUCUGUAAAACGUUAAUAGAACAUGCUACUGGAGUGGUGUACCAGUUUCACGCUUUGUUUGCAUGCUUUGUUUUGAAUCGUUGUCUUCGGAUCUUAACAAGGUCUUUGAAUAACAUGUAAGACUAUCAUGUAAGUUCACAUAUGUUGGGGUCUCAACUUUCAAGUACUUUAGGUGUCUUUUUUCACAAAUAUAUCCCACAGUUUUGACAUGGGCUGACAGUGCAAAACCAUUGAAUCCAGCAUAUUUUUUUGUAAGUUUGAAAGCCCUACAAAGUCUUAAAUUGUGACUCAAACUUUUAAACUAUUUGUACAAAUAUUUUAUUUUUAUUCUAGUUGGUCAAUAAGCUCAUAAUUAUUUUGAACCGGGCUAGAUAUAUUUUUUUCUUUCUUUUGUGUUGAAUGAUUCCUUUUUUAAUAAACCUCUCUCGAGAUCGUUAUCAACAUUUUGUAGAUUUAGAGAUAAGAGUUAAUGUUCUUGCAAUAGAUUUGAAUCAUUUGAAAUUGUUAUCUAUGCUAUUAUUUAUGAAGCGAUUUUGCUGAUUUGUCACAUUCUCAAUGAUUUUAGCUAAUUUUGCUUAUUUGUCAUAUUAUUGUUAGUUUUUACCGAUCAC
This is a messenger RNA of Brassica napus (rape), 1466 nucleotides long. RefSeq names its product GDSL esterase/lipase At2g38180-like. Bases 96 to 863 code for a protein of 255 amino acids. The transcript is spliced from 6 exons. The record is from RefSeq and is a predicted model, not a curated record. NCBI's taxonomy places the organism in Eukaryota, Viridiplantae, Streptophyta, Magnoliopsida, Brassicales, Brassicaceae.